GUGUUCGCGCGAGCGGCAGGUUCAGUUGCCAUCGGCGCGUCCAUGAAAUCGUGUCGCUUGGUUCGUGGUUGCGGCCUCGAAAGCGGCGUGUUGUGAAGUGCGGCGCACAUCAGCCUAAAGGGAAGAAAAACGGAAAAAGAAAAGGAAAAGCGCACAACAAUCUUCUUUCUCUCUCUCCCUUCCACACCUAUCCGUGCUGCUGUGUACACUAAGAACCGACACGCAUAAACAAGACAAACAAAAUCUACACAACAUAAAACAAACACACAGUCCACGGUCGAAGGAAGGCUCACACCAUGGACGAUGAUCAGCAGUUCUGUCUUCGAUGGAACAAUCACCAGAGUACGCUCAUCUCGGUGUUCGACACACUGCUGGAGAAUGGUACACUGGUCGAUUGUACGUUGGCGGCCGAGGGAAAAUUGCUGAAGGCACACAAAGUCGUUCUGUCGGCAUGCAGUCCCUACUUUGCGACCAUACUCUCCCAGCAGUACGACAAGCAUCCGAUCUUCAUACUCAAAGAUGUGAAAUUUCAAGAACUGCGCGCCAUGAUGGACUACAUGUACCGUGGCGAGGUGAACAUCUCCCAGGACCAGCUGGCCGCCCUGCUGAAGGCGGCCGAGUCGCUGCAGAUCAAGGGUCUGUCCGACAACCGCAGCAGCUCGUCGUCCGGGACCGCCGCAGCAGGAGGCGGCGUGCACCAGAAGCAAAGCGAUGCACCCGCCGCAAAAACUCUACAGCCUCCCGUACCUGCCAGCAAGGCAUCAGGUCUGACGAUCGAGAACAAACGGUCCCUCAAGUCCGAGUUGCUCGAGUCCGAUGUGUCCGGUUCGCGAGAAGGUUCAACUAGUCCCACGUCGCGAAAGCGUAAAAAAGUUCGCCGACGAAGCGUAGAUACGAACAACCUACUAAUAGAUAAUCAUGACCAGCAUUCAAAUUCCUCAUCACAUUCAAUGCACACCGCUGGUGGCGCUAACGUGGCUGCAGCCGUAGCCGCCGCCGGCGCUCCAGCCGCCAACGUCGCCUCGUCUCUUUCCUCAGCAUCAUCCACGGCCGCUGCUGGCAGCAACACCAGCGCUAACGUGCUGUCCGUUGCCGCCGUGGCCGCUGCCGCCGUUCUCAAAAAGACUGAAACCGUUCAACAGGCAGCCGCGGAAACACUGAAGCUACAGAAGCAGCAGGCUGCCGCGGCUGCGGCUGCCGCCGCCGCACAGUCUUCUGACGACGAGGAACGAUGCGGACCGGGCAGUGUGGCCACCGGCACCGAGCACGACGACGGUAACGAUCUUUCGGACAAUGAGCACGAUGGCGACGGCGGUUCUUCGGUCAAGUCUGGCUCGCGGCACCACCACCUUCGGGAUGGUAGCCGACGCGGCAAAACGUCCACCUCGUCGAUGGGCGAAAUGAUGAUCGAACCGAAAAGCGAGUACGAAGACGUGCAGGACGAGAAUGUGGAGGAUUUGACAAUGGACGAUGAAGAUCUAAUGGACGAACUGGACCAGGCCGGACCGAGCCACGGUGGCGAUGUAUCUAGUCAAGGGUUUGCACAAUGGCCGAUGGAACGUGAGCAAAACGAAGCGUUUAUUGCCGCUCAGGACGCUGUUGGUGGACAACAUCGAGACGCACAAGUUUCUGUACCCGUAGGUGAGGCGAGCGACACUGAUGGAGGCCCAUUGGUCGGUGGUGCUGCCGGAGGAGGAGCGCCAGAAGAAGGCGAUCUCGUAACCGAUCCCACCGGUAGCGAGGGUAGUGCGGCGGCCACUGUCAUAGCCGCCACCGCUGCAGCCGUCGGCGACAUCAUCGGGUGUUGCAGUGGCAACAUCAGCAGUGCCAUCACCAUUACUAACAGUGGCGUGGCAGUGGCGGCAGCAGGCAAUAGUGUUGAGAGCAAAGACGGACCGAUGAUGAUGUGCACUACUGCUGGUGGUAGUGGCGGUGGUGGCGGCGGUGGCGGUGGCGGCUGCAGCAGUAGUGCAAGUAGUAGUAGCAGCAACAGCAGCAGCAACAGCAGCAGCAGCAGCAGUAGUAGCAAUGGUGGUAUCGCUAGCGGUACCACCGGUAAUAGUGAUGCUGCAGCCGCAGCCAUAGCCCUGGCCCUAAACCAGCAGCAGCCGACCAACAUGUCGGCGGCUGCAGCCGCCGCCUUGAUGGCCGAAUACAUCAAGAGCGAUGUAGUGGGGGUCACGUUCCCUUUACCUGUUGUUACUACUACCCAGCCGUCGCCACCGAUCGGUAGCGGCGGCAGUGCCGGGGAAGGAUCCUCCUCCCACAAGCAGCUCGUGGCAGCCUCGCUGAAGCUGCAAUCUCAAUCCCAACCAUUGGCGCUGCACCAGCAGCAACAACAACAGCAGCACCAGCAGCAGCAGCAGCAGCAGCAGCAGCAGCAGCAGCUACAGCAGCCGCAGCCGCAAACGACAGCACUACCGCUACUCUCACCGAAAUCGCCACCGAUCGAUGAGCAACCGUGCGAUCUGCGGAUGCUAACGCCGGCGACGUACUUGCGGGAGUUUGCCAGCGCGGUGAAGCCGGAAUCGUUCGCGGUUGCCGCCGCCACAGCGAUCAAGCUCGCCGCGUCGGCCAACACGGGCAGCGCCAGUACGGCGGCCGCGCUGCCAAUGCCCAUGUUCAAGGGUAUCAGCAUGACGACACCGCCGCCCCAGCCGGCAAUGGCGAUGCCUUCGCCGAUCGUCGGCGGCACGUACUCCUGCACACGGUGCGGCAACUCGUACGCCCGCCCGCACAGCCUCAACCGGCACAUCCGGUUCGAGUGUGGCGUCGAGCCGAAGUUCGAAUGUCCCGUGUGUCACAAAAAGUCGAAGCACAAGCACAACCUGGUGCUGCACAUGCGCACCCAUCAGCAUCGAUGAUCCAGCAGCAGGGGGCUGCUUACGAUGCUGCGCUGCUUACUGCUGCUGUGCUUCCAUUUCGUUGCGGAUCAUCAUCGACGUCGCCAAAACGUCGCCGCUUGUUGUUGUGUCGGUUUACUUUUGCGGGGCACUUUCGUGCGGGGCACACGUUUUUUUUUUUUGCUGCUAGCUACGUUUGCUAGCUGUGAUGUGUGUUCGCACGUAUGCAGACUCUAUACACGAAAGCUUGUGUAGCAGAGGGCGACAGAGGGAAACAGAGAAGGAAACAAACAAAAAACUACACUUUCUUGCGCAGCUGUGAUUCUGUUGUGACGGGCAAAAGACGAUGCUGGUAGAAAGGGAAGCGCGCGAACUGUUCGAGCAGGAGCGAAAGGGAAUCCACGUGUUUUGUUACAAUUGUUAUUUUUGAUCUUUUCACUACCUUAUUAUUUUUUCUUUAAUCUUUAUUGCUUCGCAAUUGUUAUUACCAUUAUCUAACGUUAUUUUAGUUGCUUUACUAUUUUAUUUCACCGUAUCAGCUAAAUUAUCGUAAUAUGGAAUUGUUUGUAGUCAGAAAUAACCAAAACAACAUAUCCAUCAGUCUGAAUUAGUGGAAAACAAGGGAUACAAAAAAAAACGGGGAAAACAAGAAAGGAGUACACGCACGGAAUGGAGAGAAAGGGUGUGUGUAGCAAACUUAAAACAGUCGAUGGAAAUGGAUAUAUAACAGUUCAUAUAGUCAAGAGCGUUUAAGGAAACAAAGGUUUAAAAAAUCACAUUCUAAGAAUUAACAAAAUCCUAUCUGGAUGUAAAAUUGAACUAAUCAAAUGGAUUGACAAAGAGUUGAAAAAGUAAAGUAAACGUUUAUAGCUUAUAGGUUAGUAGUACGUAAAUGACACAAUCUGUCAUUAUUAUUGCCUACCGGUUUACCCCGUGCUCUGUGCCAAGCAGUUGAGCAUCGAACGGUAAUGUAAUAUGGGGCAUAUUCGUGUGUGGGUUAAGGGUAUACGUACUGCAGGGCAGUAAAACAAGAGCAACAAAAGUUGUAAGGAAAAUCGAUUACCCUUUUAAAAGCAUGUGGAUGUGUAUGUAUAUUGUGAAUUGAUCUGUGGUGAAAACAGAAACAAAAAAAAAGUUGAAAUUUUUUGGUUAAUUAAUGCUUGGUUUUUCUUGGUUCCUUCAGGCGCACACAUACACACCAAAAUCGAAGGCAAUUUUUAUUAAGUUCUUAUAAAAUAUUAAAACAAAAACACAUCAUGCAAUGUCUAACGAAACAGUCACAUAGUGACACUAACGAGAAGAGAGCGAAAGCAGAUCCCGGUUAUAUCGCAGGAUUAAGCAUUGAAUUACCAUUGAAAGGAGGGAUAGUGUCUAAACAUAAAUUAGGUGGGUCAGUUACUUAACAUUCUUGUUUUAGGUUUUUUUUUGUUUUGUUUACCUCUUAAAAGUUCUUAAACGGUGUUUGUGUAAUUUUGCCCUUUUGCCGCCAUAUGUUAAAUCUUCGUAAGAUCGAUAAAUAUUCACAAGCAAGCAACGAGUAAAGCGGGGGAGCAGCUGCUUUGUUAUGUGGACAAUUUCUUUCUUUAAAACGUCUUUCAAUUCUAAUUCUAGAUUCAAAAUACCACUUUCCGCUUUCCCAAAGGAAGAUAUAGAACAUUUAUUACACGCACUGCAUGUAGGACAUGCAAAUCAGUCCCGUAAUAUAACGCUGUUUAUCGUGGUGUGUACCGUAGGUCGAUGAUGGAGAAGAAGAAAAAAGAAUUCGAGUCAUUUUUACAUUGAGUAAGGUUCUUCUGUUCCAAACACGAAAAUCAGUACUUUACAAGAUGCCAUUUGGCAGCAAGCUCGUUGUAAACGAAUGCUUACCAGCCUACGGUCAAAUUGCAGUUGUGUUUGUUUUUUCCAUUCUUCUUUAUUGAGUUUUUGCAUAGCAUUAUUUAUACUAUAUACAUGUAGAUAAACGCAGCGGGGAGCCAAGCUCCCUCUAAAUCAUACGCAUAGGUUGAUUGUGAAGCAUAGCUGCCGAAGCAGCAGCAAAAACCGGAAAAGGGAAAUAAUGGAGCAGUUGACCGGGUGCAGUUUACCACGCCCCGCGCAGUUGAUGGUCGAUUCGUUCACUGUUAAUAUCGUUUACGCAACAAUUGGUUACCAGACUACUAAUAUGUAAAGGCAGAAAAAUGUAUAUUAUGCAACAAAAUACACACACACACACCUCCAGAUAAUCGCGCAGUUACACCAAUAAUAAGAUCGUUUAGCUAAGAAGAUUUAGGAACGGGUUAACAUAUUAACAUAUUAAUAGGUAAUACUGGGUUAGUGGACAGGUCUGUUGGACGCAUAAAACGCAUAUUAGUUAUUUUAAAGCUUUACUUCUUUUGCAUACGUUAAGGUAGUAUAUUUUUUGUUGUGGUAUGCAAUUGAUCAUUGAGCGAAUGGCAGCAGCAGCAGUAGCAUCAUCAUGGAGUGUGUGUUCGAGUGAUAAUAGUUAUAGACUGUGUGUGUGUUAUAGUCUGAAUGGGUGAGAUAUCAGGUGAUCAGGUGGGAAUGGAUAUUGAUGGAUAUUUAUUGAUUGCUUUUGGGCAUUGUUUUUGAUCAGUGAAAGGAAUGGUAUUUGCACGGGCUGUGCAACGGCACAAAUCCACGAAUCCAUUACACAGCCGGAUCGUUUAGUGGGGCCAGAGAAUCAACAGCCAGAGUGAUUGGAAAUUGCAGUGCAAUAAUGUGGAUGUAAGAUUUAGUUAGCGAAAGAAGUGAAGCGCGCAGUCGACGGGACGGAAAUGAUGGGAGAAACACGCUUUGCGGAAAACCAACAACGUUAUUUGUACCCCAGUUAGCACCGAAUGCUGUGUGUUACCGUGAUAAUGGAAAUCAGUAGCAGGACUUUCUGCUUUGCGUGUGUUUAUCACAUUUUGCAUGAUUUAUCAUCAUUGGGUUAUUUCACAAAGAUCAAGCUUCUGCAUAUGGAAGUUUAAACCGAAUGCAAAAAAACAAUACAAAAAUUGGAUCGCGGAAUAGGUUUUGCUGUAAUAACUAUGGACAUUGUUUUCAAUGCUCGUGAGACCAAGUAGCAUACUCGAACAGAGUAGUUCUCCCAGAAUUGCAUCAUAUACACAAAUACAUGUUACCACUAACUGUUGUUGGCGCGUUGUUUAGAGCGGGAAAAGCACAUAGUAACACACAGAGCAAAUAUGUUGGAUUCGAACGGAUUCUAAAAGUACCAGACGGCGGGUCCCUUAAGGGUGACGCGUAGGAAGAUGAGGUGUAACGUAAAGCUAGAUGUAGAACAAUAACGAAUGAGCGAAAGGAAGCGAGGUAGGCUUAUGCAUUUAUUGAACGAAAGGCAUAGGCACUGGUAGUGUUAAAUAGCGCAUUAUUUUGCGUAUCAUGGGCGUGUGUUUAGUGUGUGAUGGUCGAUGGGGUGGGAGAAUGGAGAGGGGGGAAAAACAAGAAAACUGAAACAAUUGGAUUGUGAUAUUUGCAAAAGAGUAUAGUCGUUCUUUAUUUAAUUUUUUUCUCAAGAAAAAGAUAGAGAGUUGCGAUACGAUGAUGAUAAGGAGAGCGUGGACACAUUUAAGGGAAACACGAAAUAGUAUAGAUAAACAUUGCCUACGAUAAGUGGAUUUUGUGUCGUAUGAGAUCAGGUAGAAUGAUCUUCAUGUAUGGGGGAGGUGAAAAAAGGAUAAAUAUUAUUAACUCGGAUACUACUUACUAGAGACGAAUCGAAACACGAACUGCAAGGGAAAGACGCAUAAACAGAACCAAUCUGGCGAUGAUAUCGACAGCAAAACAUCCAUUUCCGGAAUGUUCCAGAUGUGUGGAUGGGUUAGUUGUAAGAACGGCUCAGUGAUCGGCAGUACCACAGAAGAAAUGGGAAAGAAACCCGAAACGAAAGCAAAUAUUAAAGCGAACCAUUUUCAUGUCAUGCUCUGCCUGCAACGACAUUGCUGGGGGGGCGCAUGUUUUGGUGGAUUUUUUCUAUCUGUAUGCCAUUUUGUUGCUCAGAUCUCGGAUACUUCACCUCACAAUAGAAUUCUGCUUUCCACCAGACGAACGAAACACAUACACACCACUCUCCGCUAGGUAUACACACUUUGUUGAAAGCCCAUGAAAUCGCACAUGUUGAUCAGUCCAGCUGCAGGGGAUCCAUCCGUAUCUGGUGUAAAAAUGCAACAGUUACUUAAACAAUACACACACACAUUUAGGACACACAUACACCGUGCAAAAAGGGGUAGUGAUGCAAAUGUUUCCCCUUUAAGGAAUUGCGUCCUUUCCCUUGCGUGGUGGGGUACGGUCGUUAGCGUUUUUGUUUUAAAUAUUGAACGCAUUUUUGCUUGCUUUUGCUGCAGGUGUGGGGUUGAUGGAUGGUUGACAAAGCAAUUCUUUGUUGAUUAGGUUUUGUGUUUGCAUUAUUCUGUUUGUGUUAGAAAGGUCAAAAUUUAUGUUUCCCACUUUUAUUCGAACGGUAUUUAUCGUGGGAAUGUUUUUAUUUUAUCGAUAAUGCCAUUAAAUUUUACAAAGCAAAAAACAAACACACACAUAUAUACUGAUUUGGAUAUCUCACAUACACAACAGUCCUCUUUAGAUACGGUUUGGAACUGUUCAUACAAAGCGGAAGAGGAGGAGCGCAGUGAAGAAUAGAUGGACUACAGAAAAAAAAACAACAAGGAUAAAAAAGGGAUAAAAGAUAAAAAAAAUGUGCUGUGAACGAAAAUAUUGAUGUGAUUUUUUGUGAUCGUUAUUGUUAUAACAGAGAGGAAAAGGGGCGAAACAUAAAUGAAAGUAGAGCCUAUAUAGCUCAGACGAAUCAUUAGAUAAAUUAUAUACAUAGAACAGGGGGAAAAAAGAACUAAAGCAAAGCAAAAAUUAUUGGAACGCCCCACCCCCUCCUUCCCCAUCCUCCCCCAAAACGUGUGAGCUUGAUGAACGUGUCUCGAUGAAUCAGUAAAACAAAACAGUAUAAGAAAAAGUGAAAGUGAGCAGAUUUAUAGGAAAAAAAAAACAGAAACCAGAAUUUAUAUUUUGUGAACGAAAGGAAAACAGGUCGAAAAACAAAGUUAAACACAAAAAGGUUCGUUUUCCCCCCCUGCACAGAAUCUUACCAUCGCGUUGCAUCGUGAAAAAGUACCAUUUAGUGCAAUUCACAACGUACUGGAUUCGGAAAGUGGGGUGGAAGUAAGCCGUUUGGCGAAACUUUUCUUUUUUUUUUUUGUAACAUAUGUGUGUGAUUAUUGGCUAGCGAUGAGGACGAGGAGAGUGUGGUAUCAGGGCUAAGGAGUAGACAAAACAAAACAUUGCAACUGGUGGGAUGGAGUUAGUCAAUGGAAUUGUGAUCCGUUUUUCCGAUCCCUGGUGUGUAUGGUGUGUGCGUGUGUGGGGGGAGAGGACAACAAAUUGAAUGGUAGGGAAGUUAUGCCACUGGAUGAGUUAAUGCGCGGAUGCGAUGACGCGUGGACACGUUUACUUAAAAGAGCCGAACACUGUAUAUCGCCAUUUUUACAUACACAACACGCAACCACACGCAAAGCAACGAAUUGGAUCUCUUCAGUCUGUUUUCUUAUGACAGAUUAGCAAUGCAGGAACAGUGAAACAGUCUGGCUCUUAACAGCGUUUGUGUGUGUGUGUGUUUGAGUGAGUGUGGCACGAUAAAAAAGCUGGCAAUGUGUAGUAAUGAGAUACAACAGAUUUCAAACAAUGACAGGAUAAGAAUGUUCUAUAAAAGGACGCCAAGUUACCGAACAGAAACAGCAGAGAGAGAGAGAGAGAGAGAGAGAGAGAGAAAAUAACAUUUACACAUUGUUUAUGUUGUAACGGAUCAAUACUAAGUUAAAGCGAAAUGAUAGCAUGCCAAUGUUGAAAGUUACCAGAAAGCGAAAUCUUAAGCUGUGUUUCAAGUGUGCAAUGUCAACGAAUACACGAAAGUUACCACAAGUUAAACGGGAGAGAACGAAGGCGCCUUGAUCGUUCGUUCGAUCAUGUGUUAUGGUUACGAUCUUUUCGGGGAGGGGAGGGGGGAGGAGGGGGUGCCAUUUGUCGCAAUAGGUUGAGACACGGGGAGACACACAGCGAAAAGGGGUUAAAAUGUUCUGUGAGAAAACAGAAGUAAAACAAAAACGCGAGUGCGACCACAGAUCCACACAUACACACAUACACGCACCCUUAAACGGCUUAAACUAUCUCUACGAAACGAAAAGAUAAAAGCAAGAUGCGUGUAACCACUGGUGUAAUAGGUGUAGAGUGUAAGUGAUUAACCAUACUACACACGGAUAUGAGUCCGUGGACGCGGUUGGGCCAACACCGUGCGCGCAGCAUUGCUUAAAAUUAAACCAACUGUAAGCUUAAGUGCACCUUUAUUAACGAAACGAGAAACGGGAAGGAACAAAAACAAAAAUGGCAGGUAACAGAAAGGUAGAGCAAAAAGCGAAACCCUCCAAUAACGGUCAAUCACAAUCGGAGUUUCGGAAAAUUAACUGUGACAGCAAAGGAAAGUAAACGGAAAGCGCUUAAAUUUUUAAGGAAGGUAGCAGCGGUGGCGUGUGUAGAGAAACAGUGUACAUUUUAUACCAAAACUAAUGAUCAUUUAAUAUUUUGUUUAAUAACUUUUUCGCGACUAAGAGAAAGAGGGCGGCUUACUACACCGGGCGUGUAGGUUGGUUGCAAGAAACUAAACGAUAAAUAUUAAUGCAAAAAAAGAAGUGAAUACAUCUUAUAUAUUAUAUAUAUACACUGAAAAGUAACAUGCAUACAGACGAUAAAGAAAAGGAAGAUGAAUGAUCGACCUCUAAACACUACUGGGCACUACUAGUCGAAGUCGACCAAAAGAAGUUUUGAAUGUAUAAAAAAAGAAACACACACGCAAGGAUCGAUCACACAAUUGGCGCCGGAUGUAUGUAUGUAUGUAUGUAUGUAUGUAUGGGAUAUAUAUAGCUAUAUAUUUAUAUACACAUAUUAAGAACCGAACGGAUGUUAGAUCAUCGGUGGGGUAACCAAGAGUGUGAAGCGCGCAGUUUUGAAAUGCAAAAGUGAGCAAGGAAGAGAGCGAUAAAGGUGAAAUAAUAUACAUUAGUUGCUUGUGCGAAUCUGAAUAUAGAGAAAAGUUGGAAAGGUGAAAUAAUAAAAGAAGCAAAACGUAAUUAAACAAUGUCAACAAAAAAGGAGCAAAAAUAAGGAAAUACAAAAGCGAAACCAAACUAAAUGAAA
Anopheles coluzzii is the source of this 10037-nucleotide messenger RNA. Its product is annotated as longitudinals lacking protein, isoforms F/I/K/T-like. The record is from RefSeq and is a predicted model, not a curated record. Gene Ontology annotation, biological process: regulation of transcription by RNA polymerase II. The coding region runs from base 297 to 2864 and encodes 855 amino acids. NCBI's taxonomy places the organism in Eukaryota, Metazoa, Arthropoda, Insecta, Diptera, Culicidae. Gene Ontology annotation, molecular function: protein binding. The transcript is spliced from 7 exons. Gene Ontology annotation, cellular component: nucleus.